Molecule: messenger RNA, 1640 nt
Organism: Oncorhynchus masou masou (cherry salmon)
Lineage: Eukaryota; Metazoa; Chordata; Actinopteri; Salmoniformes; Salmonidae
Product: myelin protein zero-like protein 2
Exons: 4
Coding region: 129-806 (225 amino acids)
Biological process (GO): cell-cell adhesion
Cellular component (GO): plasma membrane
Source: RefSeq, a predicted model, not a curated record
ACGCGUCCCAUAUCGGCUGAGACUGCUAGUCAGUGCGUGUUGGAUUGGGGUUUACAGUCUAAACGUCUAAACGACAGGUCCAGAAGAAUUCACCGAGUUUAUAGAAUCGAAGUGUCCAGUCCCUUCACAUGUUAUUCGGGGGGAUGGUGGGGACUCCACAAGGGUCUGGUCAAUUGGGUCGACUCCGGACACCUUUUUCAAUGUGCGUAAAACGGUUUUAUCUCUUCGUCCUCUUUUCCGGACUAGCAACUUCAGGCGUGUUACCGGUCAGUGGGAUGAGGGUGUACACGUCGGGGGAGGUGGAGGCGGUAAACGGCACAGAUGUGCGGCUGAAAUGUACCUUCCAGAGCAGCUCGCCCAUCACCCCAGCAACGCUCACUGUCUCAUGGAGCUUCCGCCCCCUCGAACCUGGCCGUGAGGAGUCAGUGUUCUACUACCAUGAGAGGCCUUACCCUCCCCCAGAAGGGCGUUUCCAUAAGCGGGCGACAUGGGCGGGUGAUAUCAUGGGGCGGGACGCCUCCAUCGUGGUGCGUGAGGUCAAGUUCACCUACAACGGGACGUUCAGCUGCCAGGUGAAGAACCCUCCGGACGUCCACGGCAACGCGGGGGAGGUGAAACUGACCGUGGUCACCACAGCCUCCUUCUCUGAGAUUGUCAUUCUGGCUGUAGCCAUCGGGGGCGCCAUCAUGCUGAUGGUCAUCCUCCUCGUCAUCAUCAUGUCAAUAAGGCAAUGUCUCAAGAAGAGACAGGAGGAGUGGGUGGAGGAACUGCCUCGCAGAGAGAGAAAGGACCCUACAGUGUGGUAAUACAGAGAGAGCGAGAAGGAGCGAGAGAGAGUGGGAUCUCUCCAACCUGUCUUCCCUCUGGCUGGGCUCUGUGGUGCUUACCUCUGGGACAGGGCUCAGUCAAUUGCUCUGUCUGCGUGGACACUCUCCUCCGGACCUAACUUUGGAACCAUAACCUGGACCUAUCGUUGGGCAGAUAUUUUUACAAAGAGCAGACUUCAAUGCUAAAAGUGCCUUAGAAUACUACUGUAGAUUAUCCAUCUGCUGGAUCCUGUAUCUAACUGCCAUGCACCUUCUGGAAAGACAGUAGGCCUGCAUUAAUAUUUUCCUGUAUAUCAAAUGGGCUUCUUAACACAUUUCCUGUUUAAGUGUAGAUGUUUUAUGAGAUAGUUGUGGAAAAUAAUGUACAGUAUUUCUAUUGUGAUUUACUACUACCAGUUUCAAACUCUAACAUCUGCCAAAUCAUUUUCCAAUCGCAUAGGACUUAGUAAACCAAUGCCCAUGGUUGUAUAGGUACCAGCAGUCUCUCUCUCAUCUGGCUCAAUGCAUUUCAACCACAAGUCCACGACAAGAUGUCUUUACAUUUCUGUCUUAGUUUACUGCUGAUCAAUGAUAUUAUUUGAUUUUGUCCUGAAGUGAUUUUGUAUUUCUAAACAGAUGUGUUUUUUUUAUCAGUGAAAAUGUUCAACUACUGCAGAAAUACUCAAAAUGCUGUCAAUAUUCACUGCAAGACCUAAGGCACUUGCUUAAAGCAGACAUUUCUCAAAUAUUAUAAUCAACAUACAGUUGAUUAUAUUAACAUUUUGAAAAUAAUGAUUUAACAUUAUUAAACAUUUCAAAUAAUUGACUAUUUCA